UAUAUGAACAAAGCUUACUUCUUCUUCUUCCGCGCCGGCCGCCCCCCCAGGUUGAGCGGCUGGUCCGCCGUCGCUUUUGGACGCAUCGACGCCGGUAAUUCAGAAUAGUCCACCAGAUGCUCAAAAUUGCUGGACAUGGCCAACCCAUUCCCCACGUCCAGGGGCCCUUUCAGAGCCUCCUCCAUGGCACGCUCGCAGAGCUGCGCCGCCUCCCGCACCAAGCAACUUUCGGGCGUCAUCGCAGGUAUCACGUAGGCGUUGCCGCAGUGCGGACAAACGGCAUCAUCCUCAUCAAAGAUCCUCAAAUCCUUCUGGAAGAGCUGGCGGCAGGCCUUGCAGACCAGAGUCAAGGGCGACUCGAUAAUUGCGAGGUCGAGGCGUUUGCCCAUAACUUCCUCGUAGCACUCGGGGCAGUCGAACCAGGCGCCCGUCUUCUUGUCGCCCAUGAAGAUGGAGCACUGGGCGUUGAUCACGUGGCGGCAGCCGCCCUUGCCCAUGAUUGUGCUCGUUGUUGUGGGGCUGCCACCCUGGUCGCGUUCUGUCUCGCUUGGGGUCUUAUCAGCGGGCCGGAAAGCGAUCGACGAAUCACCGCUUGGCGUCCAGCGCGGCGAGUAGAGCGUACUGAGCGCUCGAGCGUUGCGACCGCGUGCGGAUUGCUAGUAUCUUACAUGCCGCUAGCUCGUACGGCUUCGAACACGAGGUAUUGUGCGGCCGCUGGGCAUGUCCAAAGGCUGUGGCUCUGGAACUCGUCGAACCAUUCACUCGUGGCUGCCCGUGAGAAAUUAGAAGGGCUCCGGUACCAAGGCCAGCAAUUACGGGCAGCCCUCUUGGCCUUCGGCAUUGGAGAUGGACCGGCAGCGCGGCGACGACAGACGCAUGGAUCGCUACGACCGUCGACGCGACGAGCGCAGCAUCGACCGACU
Pelagomonas calceolata is the source of this 923-nucleotide messenger RNA. The record is from the annotation of a GenBank genome assembly. Lineage: Eukaryota; Pelagophyceae; Pelagomonadales; Pelagomonadaceae.